GUUCACUGUCGGGAACAUACUAGUGCCGAGUACAACGUUUACGACGAUGCUUGAACAGAGUUCUCCAGUUCGUCUUGAAUGCUUAUUUCAAAAUGAAAUAUAUAGUCAGAGUAUUGGAACGAUAGGUAACGUACGCAUAUCGCGGCAACUGUCCGCGCAAAGUUCGGUUUUAUCAGAUUAUACAUAAGCACAUUAUUAUUCGUGACGUUGACACUAUUCGGUGAAUAACAAAAGUUGCAAAAAAGAUUUAACAAAAAAGAACCUUGCAAAAGAAAACACAACCACGUCGUAAUGUGUUUAAUGAAUAAGUUUUAAUUGAAAAAGCGGGUCCUACUUCGCGAGGAUGGAAUAUACGACAAACUUGAAAAGCAUUUUGUUUGUGAUUUUUAUACACUUAUCGGUGUUAAAUUGUGCUCAUUUGUCGAGAACUUAUUUCAAAAAUGUGUCCACGAACAGCGGUGACGUACCAAAAAUAAGCUGGGUGUUCAGCAAUUUUGUUGACAAUACCGUUAGGGUUAAACGAGCAAAUGUAGCUAAUUCUUACCUACCUGUUAAGUGUCGUCAGAAUUUGAGCCGCCUGUGCGGCGACGUAACUAGAAAUAAUGAUGAAUUAAUGUUGUUAGAGUGCAUUCAAACAUUUAAGCCAACCGAAGUAUCCGGUAUCGAUGACGAAUGCCGUCAUGCGAUAUGGAUCUAUGUCUUAAACAUUACUAAUAAUUUAAAUAUAGAGAGAUUAGCUAAAAAAACAUGCGGUAAAGAGUUAGAUUCGUUAGAUUGUUCUGCCUCUGGUGACAAGCACGGAGCUUAUUUAUCUUGUUUAAUCGAUAACAGAGAGAAAGUUAAGGAUCCACAGUGUAUUGUAUAUAUUCAGCGAUUGGAAUGGAUCGCGUUUAGUGAUUUCAGAAUUAUAACACCAUUUUCGUCGGAUUGCGAAGCUGAUAUUACAAAAUUUAAAUGCGAUAAAAUUCAACCGUACAGAGAUAUAUCUCAAGGGCAAAUAUUAGCUUGUUUGCAAGAACACAUUAACGAACUUCAACUUCUGUGCAAACGACAUAUACUUCAUGUAUCUGAAAUACAAGCUGAUAAUAUAAAAUUAGAUCGGCAAUUAUACAUGGCUUGUGCGCAAGAUCAUACAAAUUUUUGUCCGGACGUUAGACCGGGCAGUGGCCAAGUAUACAAAUGUUUAAUGCAGCACAAAACAGAUAAAUCCAUGACAGCGACGUGUCAGGAACAGCUCACAAGAAGAGGGAAACUAAUAGCAUCGGAUUAUAGAGUCAGUAAAGGUUUAGUUAAAGCUUGCAAGGACGAUAUUAAAAUUAAUCAUUGUAGAAGAUCUGUUUUAGAGGAUAGAAACAUAAGACUUGCACAAAUUCUUCUCUGUUUGGAAUCAGCUGUAAAAAAUGGUAGCAAAAUUGAUAGAAAUUGCGAAGCUGAAAUGUUUGAUCAUAGAAAACUGCUAAUGGAAGAUUAUAGAUUAUCUCCCGAAAUAGUUGACGGAUGUGCCAAUGAUAUUACAAUCUUCUGUAAUAGUCUUGAAAUUGGGGGCGUGACGAUUCAUUGCUUGAUGGAACACACCAGACCAAGAAAGAAAAAAUCAAGGGUAUCCAGCAAGUGCCAAAGAGCGUUAGAAGAAUUAAUUAUGGAAACUGAUGCCGGAGAAGAUUGGAGAAUCGAUCCUGUUCUAAGAGAACAAUGUCAAUCAGUUGUUAAUUCAGCUUGCAGAGAUGUACACGGAGGCGAUGCGAGAGUAAUAUCUUGUCUACUGGAGCAGCUUGGUACAGUCAGAAUGACAGAAUCUUGUGAAACUGCUUUAGUUCAAAUACAGUAUUUUAUAGCUAGAGAUUUCAAAUUAGAUCCUCAGUUGUAUAGGGCAUGUAAAUUCGAUGCGACACGAUUAUGCCAUGCAAGAAAUGCAUGGGCUAGCGAUGGAAGACAGAUGGACCCAGAACGAGGACCUCUUGUUUUACCAUGUUUAUAUAGGCAUGCGUAUCAUCCACAAAAAAAUAUGACGUUGAAAUCUGAAUGUCUUGAAGAAAUUAGACGCGUUAUGAGACAACGGGCCGUAAACGUUGCUUUGCAACCUGAGAUCGAAGAAGUGUGUCUAAAUGAAUUAGCGUCGUAUUGUUACGAUAAAACUGCAAAAGGGGAAGAAAUAUUGUGCCUUCAAGACAAUUUAGAUAGUUUGAACAAAAAUUGCAAGUUAGCAGUUGGCAAUUUUACAGAAGAACAAGCGGAACAUGUUGAAUUGAAUCCAGUAAUUUCUGCCGCGUGUCAACAUAUCAUAGAACGUCAUUGCGAGGAAGUAUUAAAAUAUGGUAAAGAUGAAGGUGACAUGAUGGAGUGUUUAAUAGAACAUAAAAAUGAUCUAGAUGUACGACCUGAUUACAAGUGUAAAGCAGCAGUGGAACAUUUCCAAUUGAUAUCAUUAAAAAAUUAUCACUUUACGUAUAAAUUUAAAGAAGCCUGUCGACCUUCUGUCAAGAGAUGGUGUCCAAAGUCUAAAACAAAAGCAGAAGUAAUAGAAUGUUUGAGCGCGAAGGUACAAGACAAUAUAAUGAAAGACACACAACACAAUGUACCAAAAGAAUGUAGACAACAAUUAAAAGCACAACUUUACCAACAAAGAGAAAACAUUCAGUUUGAUCCUGUCUUAGAAGCACAGUGUACAACUGAUAUUAAAUACUAUUGUUUUAACGUCGAACCAGGAAAUUCACAGAUUCUCGAAUGUUUGGCGGCACAUAAGUCGAAAUUAUCAGACGCGUGUCGCAAACAAUUAUUUAAAGUGAGAAAACAAGAUUUUCAAGACAGUUCCAGUGAUUUUGCAUUAUUAAGUACUUGCCGCGUUAUGGUAAGACAAUUUUGCUACGACGUAAGCCGUUCGCAAGCGUUAGAUUGUUUGAAGAAGAACAAAGAUGAGCCCACGUUUGACGAGAAAUGUAAAAAUAUUGUUAUUCGAAGAAUGAUUGAACAAAAUACAGAUUAUAGAUUUAAUGCUGCAUUACAAAAUGCCUGUUCAUACGAUAUCCAUAGAAAUUGUAAAGAGGUUUUAUUAAACGAACCUACCGAUAAAGAACUUGAGGGAAAGGUCAUAAGGUGUUUAAAAAUUAAAUUCCGGGAAUCGAAACUUACAGUAAAAUGUAAACAUCAGAUGACUACUAUACUCAGAGAAGCGGCCUUAAAUUUUCACUUGAAUCCAUUACUUGCUACAAUGUGUGCACACGAGAUUAAAACGAUCUGCAGAGCAGAUGAAGACAAUCCCGGAGCAGUAGAAGAAUGUUUGAAAAUAGAGUUUAAUGCUGGUAACAGAGAUAUGAAAGAAGGAUGUCGUCUUGAAAUUAUUGGCUUGAUAGAACAAACAAAAGCAGAUAUCAAUGUAGAUCCCUUAUUACAAAAAGCAUGCGCCGUUGAUCUUAAUAAAUAUUGUAGCGAUGUUCCUCAAGGAGCAGGAAGGCAUAUCAUGUGCUUGCAAAAUGUAUUGGAAGAUAGUAACAAAUCUCUGCAACCUGACUGCUAUAAAAUGUUAACCACAAGGAUCGAAAUGUUCAAGAAUGCAGCAAAGUUAAUUGCUCCAAAUUCAAUACAAGAACUGUACACGACGAUGAAUCGAUCGCCCGCAAGACGAUACUUUAUGCUCGUUGCUUUAACAAUGAUUGGUAUAAUUUUCAUCUCCGGUUUAUUUUGCGGAAGAGUGACGAGACGAACAAUGAUGAUGCGAAACAAAUGUUAAAUUAUAGUGAAAAAAGUCCGUCCUCGGGAAAGAUUAUCGAUUGGUGUGGUUAAAAACAAAAGGUAUCUUUCCAUAAAGUAAACAUCGAGAAUAAAAAUAAAAAGUGAUUUAAUCACGUGACCUUCCUGCAAAAUAUCACGUUAUGCAGAAAAUAAUAGAACAAAAAUAUUAACCUUUUUAUAUGUUUCUUUUUUUUUUUUUUAUCGCAUACAAACUUAUGAAAAAAUAAUAUUAUAAUAUUAUACAAUUAUGUCCGAGAUUCUAUGAUCUGUCAUUCAUAGUAUUAUCAUAAAUGUAAAAAUUGUAAAAGUUGAAUGAAUGGAAUGUAUAAUGAACUGGAAGUGAUUUGCAAUUAAGGUAGAUUUUAAUAAAAAAAAAUAUAUUAAUAGAGAAUAUAUAUAUAAGAAAAAUGAAUGAAAAAUGGAAUUUUAUGUCAAUACUCUAUACAUUUGUGAUAUAUAAAAGAAAUUCAUAAAAAAAAAUAAAAUAAAAUGAUCACGUCUUAUUUGGAAGUAAAAACAUUAUCCGGGCACAAAUUACCUUGGUCUUCCAUUUUUUAAUAUUAGAAUGCGUACAUAGUACACGCCAUUAGGCAUAAUUUACAAUGAAAAAUUCAAACGAUUAUGUAAAAUACACGAUGCAAUACGCAAUAUGACAUUACACAUUUCUUUAAAAUAUAUAUGCUCAAUUUAUAGUAACUAAAGCUGUUUUAAGCUUAUCAAUGGAU
Molecule: messenger RNA, 4454 nt
Organism: Colletes gigas
Lineage: Eukaryota; Metazoa; Arthropoda; Insecta; Hymenoptera; Colletidae
Gene: Glg1
Product: Golgi apparatus protein 1
Exons: 14
Coding region: 344-3727 (1127 amino acids)
Cellular component (GO): Golgi membrane
Molecular function (GO): fibroblast growth factor binding
Source: RefSeq, a predicted model, not a curated record